AUGGGUACCAUUGAUGCUCGGUGGUACCCAAGAGCAUCCCUGCAUCCCUGCAUCCCUAGGGAUGUGGCGCGGGGCUACGAGAACGUGCCCAUCCCCUGCGUCAAUGGGGUGGACGAGGAGCCCUGCCCCCAGGAUUACAAAUACAUCGCCGAGAACUGCGAGACCUCCACCAUGAACAUCGACCACAACAUCACCCACCUCCAGCACUGCACGUGCCAGGACGAUUGCUCCUCCAGCAACUGCCUCUGCGGGCAGCUCAGCAUCCGCUGCUGGUACGACAAG
Pezoporus flaviventris is the source of this 282-nucleotide messenger RNA. Its product is annotated as histone-lysine N-methyltransferase EHMT2-like. Gene Ontology annotation, cellular component: nucleus. The annotation marks the transcript as partial. NCBI's taxonomy places the organism in Eukaryota, Metazoa, Chordata, Aves, Psittaciformes, Psittacidae. Gene Ontology annotation, molecular function: p53 binding; zinc ion binding; histone methyltransferase activity. The transcript is spliced from 2 exons. The record is from RefSeq and is a predicted model, not a curated record.